GUACGUUUAUAGAGGGCGCUGUGCGCGUAAACACUGUUCGUGUUUCGCGCCAUUGCGGAAAAACGUGUGUGAGAGAUCCACUGUGGUUUUGGGAUAAAUCACCUUUCCCUAGCUUUAAGAAAGAGCGAUUGAUUAUAAUUGCUGUACUUGAUCACUUCCUAGCACACAAUGCACGCCUUUCUCAAAGGAGGAGUGUCAUCGAAGCCAGCUGCUAAAGAGAAGGCAGGAAGUAGCGGAGAGACGGGCAAAACCAGAGAGAGACUCGUCCCUUGGGUGGAGAAAUAUCGCCCUCGGUGUGUGGAUGAUGUUGCUUAUCAAGAGGAGGUGGUUGCCAUGCUCAAAAAGUCUCUGGAAGGGUCUGAUCUUCCCAACAUGUUAUUCUAUGGUCCACCAGGUACCGGCAAGACAUCCACCAUCUUAGCUGCGUCAAGAGAACUGUUUGGGGAUAUGUAUCGGUUGCGAGUGCUGGAGCUCAAUGCAUCAGACGAAAGAGGCAUAGAUGUCAUCCGAAAUAAAGUCAAGACGUUUGCGCAGCUGGCUGCAGGAGGAACCAGGCCCGAUGGACGCCCCUGCCCACCUUUCAAGAUCAUUAUUCUCGAUGAAGCAGACUCGAUGACGAAUGCUGCACAGUCAGCCUUGCGUCGUACGAUGGAGAAACAAUCCAAAAACACACGGUUCUGCUUGAUUUGCAACUAUGUCAGCAGAAUCAUUGAGCCAUUGACGUCUCGUUGUUCCAAGUUUCGUUUCAAGCCCCUCUCUGAAGACGUGCAGCGGAAAAGACUUCUGGAAAUCUGUGAAAAGGAGGGAAUCAAAUGUGGCGAGGAGGCAAUGAACACCAUCAUCAGCACAUCGGAAGGAGACUUGAGGAAAGCAAUCACGUAUCUGCAGAGUGCAUACAGACUCAGAGGGGAGGAUGACAUCACAGUUCAAGACAUCUAUGAGAUAGGAGGGGUGGUUCCAGAUGAAGUCAUGUCCAACUUGAUGAUAACCUGUUCCUCUGGCUCCUAUGAGAAGUUGGAGAGGACUGUUCAAGAUCUCCUAAGGGAAGGCUAUGCAGCAACACAGGUAGUUACACAGUUAUUUGACCUUGUGGUGGACAGAGGUGACUUAACAGAUACGCAGAAGUCGGCCAUAAUGGAACGCAUGGCGAUAAUCGAUAAGAGGCUGUGCGAUGGUGCUGAUGAGUACCUACAAAUCAUGGACGUCUUCACACACAUGAUGGGUCAGAUAUGCAACAUCUGAAUUCCUUGCAUUUUGUUUUAAGAGACCUUUUUUGGUCCUUCCGAACCCUCAAGUCUUUUGGAAACCAAUUAUGUGUAGCAGCAUAGCCAGGGUUCUUACCAUGGGGGGGGGGGGGGGGGGGGGGGUGCGAGUGGUAGUGUGGGUAUCACCUGUUGUCCAAUACAGAGCUUUCUACGUAACCAAUCGUUGAUAUAUCUGUAUAUCUGAGCAAAGCAAAUUUUAUGCGACUUCGUGCACCAGCCAAUAGGAGUCGACUUUAGAAAUGAUGACAUCAUUUCGAUCAGAAAUGUGGACUAAUCUGUUGAUUGGUCCAUUUGGCUGACAUGUUUUUGUAAUACAUGUACAACGGGUUAAGGAAGACCUGAUAGAAUUCUGCUGAAUGGUCGGAAUCUCGAGGUCAAGACGCAGUCUUGUUCACUUUUGCAUAAUGUAUAGUUCUUGCUGUGCACUGGGAUAUUCCACAGACUGGGCUGGGCGAGUGGAUUUCCAGUUGGGGGGUGUGGGGUCAUUGGGGAGGGUGACUAUUUUUGUAUGGGGUGGCAUGCGCCCCUCCACCCCCACCCCCAGGCUAUGCCGCUGCCCCAUGUAAAGCAAAGCACUCUAUCAAGAAGUUCUCCCUCAAAUAAUGUCAAACAGAAAAGAUAUUUUUUUACAAAUCUAGGUCAGAAGCCCAUGCAAAGAAUUUCGACAGGGUUUUGCAAAUUCAGGUGCAGUUGUUUGUGAGUUCUUUGUGGCCUGCCUGUGGGAGUCAGUGUCAGGCAUAUGGCUCUUCCUUGAUGGAUCACCCCUUGCCAUCUAUAAUGCAUAGACCCCACAGCGACAGAGCUUUAUGGCCGCGUCGCCCGAGGCAAUUUGUUCCAAAUAAUCUCCAAAAUGAACACAACAUAUAAAUUUUCAUUCAGUGUCAUGCUCUGUGGACUUCUGAUAAAAAUUAUUGGAAAAUGCACUGUGUUGUCCUGGAGGGUUCCUUUAGGCUGUAUAAGUGUAGUCCAAUUUGGUUGCCUUAAAGUUAGGUGAGAAAAUUGCCUCUUGUGACAUGGUCUUAAAGUUAUAUUCCUUAUUCCUUCAAAAUAGGAGUAAUUUGAGACGUUGAUGGCAGCAAACACACUGGUGGUUUUUCCAUUGUUUGCGUUAUAUUGAGCAUGCGGGUUUUAGCUUAAACAUGACGUAAACUAUUGAGAAGGACUGGUGUAUUUGCUGCCAGCAACGUUUAAAAAGUCUCCCAUUGUCUAGCUCCCGAGUGCGGGUUGCUGAAAAUAGCACUUUUUUUUACAAAACAUUUACUCCUAAAAGUGUUUCAUUUUUUAUUUUGAAAAUCCCAAGCCAGUUUUCACUGAUCCCACGGACCAUAUAUUCCUCUGCCAACAUUUAGGGAUAAUAUAAAUCAACCCUGACCCCAGGAUUUUCACCCUUUCCUGCACCCAUUUUCAUUGCCGUUGUAGUAAAGAAAACAAUUGGAGAUUUUGUUGGCCCUGCUCGGGUUACUGCCUUCAGUGGUGCCUGGCAAGGUUUGGACGUUUGUAUAAGUUUCUUUGGUGUUCACCGAGGCAAACCAAAAUGACCUUUGAGUGACUCGGUUUCAUAAUUGUGCCUUGCAGUGGAACAUUUCUAUGGCUUUGACUAUAGGUUAAGUGAGUGAGAACUCCAUAUGGGGUCCGUGCACAAGUGCCAUUUCAAGGCCAGAAAAGGAGAGUUGGGGGAGACCUAGACUGGUUCCUGGUCCAUCCACUCCGAUUUGGAAGGAUCCAAAGUUAUUGGGGGGCGGGGAUUAGUCUAGUUAAAUUCAAACGUAUUUGCGCGCCAACGAUGCUCACGCGAAGACGCUGUGACCUAAAAGCUUUGGCACAUUCAGGAAGUCGUGCGUACUUUGCGUGUGAAACCAGUACAGUACGCACACGCUGUUUUCCCGUCCAUGGGGCUCUCAAAAGUGGUAAAACGCGCCCUCUCUUGUUGGCGCACAGAUCCAUAGGGCCGUGUCACGCGAGACAGUUUUGUUCCAAGCAAUCUGUAAGAUGAAAACAACGUGGAAAUUUUAAUGCAGUGUGAUGCUCUGAGAACUUCUGAUAAACUGGGGGAAAAUGGAGAUUUUGUUCCCCUACCCAUUGUCUGAAUCAAAUUAAAGUGAGAGGGCCGAGGUCACUGCUCUUGGACUCUCCACCAAGUGAGUGGUUGCUCUCACAGUUACAUGUUCUAGUAAAAAGAAAACGAUAUGAGAAGUGGAAUUGAAAACUUUCAUGUAUGUUAAUGUGAUUCUUACGGAGAAAUGACUUCUAAGAGGAUGUAGUAUGUUAAACAAUAAAGGCAAGAAUGUAGUAUCCAGACGCAACUUAUUUGGUUGUGUACAAAGUCAA
This is a messenger RNA of Patiria miniata (bat star), 3593 nucleotides long. Its product is annotated as replication factor C subunit 4-like. Bases 169 to 1242 code for a protein of 357 amino acids. Gene Ontology annotation, biological process: DNA-templated DNA replication; DNA repair. The record is from RefSeq and is a predicted model, not a curated record. The transcript is spliced from 11 exons. Gene Ontology annotation, molecular function: DNA clamp loader activity; ATP hydrolysis activity; DNA binding. Lineage: Eukaryota; Metazoa; Echinodermata; Asteroidea; Valvatida; Asterinidae. Gene Ontology annotation, cellular component: nucleus; DNA replication factor C complex.